CUGUCGUGUCGUGUUAACUUUUCUUUUCCCCGUCGAAGUUCCGUGAACUUUUGAUUUUCUUCACAAGAGAAGAAAAUAAUAUCGGAAAUUUCAUUUUUUUAUUACUUCUAAGCUUGGAAGAGGCUUUUUCUUUUUCAAUUUUUUUAUAAUGGAAUUAUUUUAGUCUUAAAUACUUCCAAAUCCCUGCUUGUUUCCCCUUUUAUUUUAAAAAUUAAAUAUUGAAUUCGAUAAUUGUAGAUCUUAGAUGGAUGAAGCCUAGAGUCCCAUGUGGGUAAAGUCGUAGAUGAGACUUGGUAUCUCUGACUGACCCGUUCUAUCGAUCUAGAUUUCCACAAAUUUUUCAGACAGGUGUAGUUAGCAAAUGGCGAAAGGUAGCAGAGGACGACGUAGAAUUGCUUUCCGGCAAUUUAGGCCAACCCCAUACUCAUUGACCUCUUGUCAUCAAGGUAUCUCUGGGGAUUUGUACCCCACAAAAUGUUCCAAAGCUUUGGAUAAGAAAGAUUGGGAAGAUGUAACAUGUUCUGUUUGCAUGGAGUGCCCUCACAAUGCUGUUCUUCUUCUCUGUUCAUCUCAUGACAAGGGCUGCCGUCCCUACAUGUGUGGAACUAGCUUCCGAUACUCGAACUGCCUUGACCAGUACAAGAAGUUCUACUCUAAAGUAGUCUCAUCCAAUCAAGAACCCUUGCAUGGUUCCAUUGAUAAUCCAGUUUUGGCGCCAGGCUCCAGUUGGCCUGUUGAGAAGUGUGAUGCUACAGAACUUUCAUGUCCACUUUGCAGGGGUCAGGUGAAAGGAUGGACUGUAGUGGAACCUGCAAGGGAAUAUUUAAAUGCUAAAAAGAGAAGCUGCAUGCAGGAUGACUGUACCUUUGUUGGGACUUUUAAAGAGCUAAGGAAACACAUGAGAGCAGAUCAUCCAUGUGCUCAGCCACGUGAAGUGGAUCCUACUCUUGAACAGAAAUGGAGAAGGCUUGAACGGGAUCGGGAGCGGGAGGAUGUGAUAAGCACAAUAAGGUCGACAAUGCCAGGGGCAAUGGUUUUUGGUGAUUAUGUAAUCGAAGGAAAUCAUCAUGGUUUUGAGACAGAUGAAGAGGAUGGUCUCAAUGCAGAUACUACAGAAAGGAAUGGAGGUUUUGAAGUAGGCUUAGAUGGUAAUUUUGUGAACUUCUUUCUUCUGCUGCAUGCAUUUGGGCCAUCAGGGACUGGUAGACGACCAAGGCAGCCUAUGCAUUCAGCAGAUGAGAAUGCUGUUGGUGUUCAGCACCCCUCUCCUGUUAGUUUAUCUGAUCAAGAUGAUGACAACUUUAGUAAUGAUGAUGAUAACGACGGUGGUAAUAUUGCUUUGGUUAGCCACCUGCGCCGGCAUGGCAGAAUUCUUUUGGGACGUUCAGGCAGAAGACGAAGGCGAAGGGAAGCCAUUGGAGGUUAAAUAUAAGAUCUAAGUGUUACCUACAAAGGAGGGAAAACGGGAAGGUUACAUAUCUCCACAGUGUUAGGCAAAAAUUAGUUUAAACACAUAAAAGAUUUAGACUUAUGAAUUUGCACUGAUUUACUUCUCAUUCAUUUUAGGGGUCAUAUCAUGAGGUCGGAUGGGAAAGUGAUUUGGUGGAAAAGAUGGUUGUUUUCCUUUGUUGUUGUGUAAUUAUUUGGAUGUUUCCAUAAUUCCUUUUCCUUUCCUUCUGUUAUUUGAAUUCUUCCCCUCUGUAAACAUGUAUGUUCUUCAGUUAAUUUCAGUUAAAAUGAAAAGAAGAAAUUGGUCUGUUCCUU
Messenger RNA from Durio zibethinus, 1764 nucleotides. RefSeq lists its product as uncharacterized. Lineage: Eukaryota; Viridiplantae; Streptophyta; Magnoliopsida; Malvales; Malvaceae. The record is from RefSeq and is a predicted model, not a curated record.